AGAGCUUCGUUCUGUUUUAAGUCUAAACACAAUUCAGUAAAUUCACGAAAAUGGCCGAACCAAAUAAACCAGAGCCAGACGAGAAAAUCCCCGUUAAAAGGUGCAUGAAAAAUUGCUGCCUUUACCAUUGGAGGGGAAAAGUAACAGUUCUUGUUCCACUAAUACUUUUACCAUUGCUGGUCCACGGCUGUCUUACACAAUCGCCGGAAAUUAUUUGCUUGUAUUUGUUGGUCAAUAUGGCCAUCUUUUGGAUAACCGAGGCCAUUCCUCUAUACUUGACAUCGCUAAUGCCAAUCAUGUAUUUGCCAUUUGCUAACUAUUUGAGCUCCGAUGAUGUGACCAAGCACUACUUCUCCGGGACUGUGGUGAUGUUCUAUGGCGGCCUAGUCGUUGCAUUGGCCAUCGAAUACUGCAAUCUUCAUCAACGGAUUGCCCUGCGAACGAUCAUCAUUGUGGGCUGCAGUCCCAGGCGUUUGCUCGCCGGCAUGAUGAUGGUUAGUUCUUUUAUGAGCUUAUGGAUAUCGAAUUCGGCGGGAACGGCCAUGAUGUGCCCCAUUGUAAAGGCAGUGCUUAAUGAAAUGGAUUCUGAGAAAAUCUUUGAUGUAUACAUGACCCAAGAGGAGGAACACAUGGAGGAGGGCGAGCCCCCGCACCUGUCAAAGGUGGCCAUGUCCUUCUACUUUGGCGUUGCCUAUUCGGCCACUGUGGGCGGGUGUGGCACCCUGAUUGGCACCGGCACAAAUCUGGUCUUUAAGGGUAUAUAUGAAACAACCUUUCCCUCAUCCAAGGAGGAGGUCAGUUUCCCGCUUUUCAUGGCCUAUUCGAUUCCGCUUGUUGUGAUCGCUCUCAUGAUUACCAUGUACUUAAGCCUCCUGCUCACCCACAUGGCUCUCUUUCGAUCAGGGAGCAAGUCGGGCCAGGCUCUGAAACAGGCCACCAGGAAUAAGGACCAAGUGGAGACCGUCCUGCGCGGCCGCCUCGAGGCUCUGGGUCCCAUGAGCUGUCAUGAAAUUCAGGUGGUUAUCAUAUUCACAUUGAUGAUUGUAUUGCUCUUCACCCGCAAGCCGGGCGUCUUUACGGGCUGGAGUUCCCUUCUUAGUGCCAUGCCUGUUGGAACAUCCUCAACGGUUUGUAUUUGUGUGAUUUUACUGUUCGCAUUGCCCACUCAGUACACAUUCUUCAAAUAUUGCUGUGGCAAGGCUCCUUUCCCCGGUCAAACCAUCGAUUCUCUAUUGUCGUGGGAAUUCUUGCAUCGUACACUGCCGUGGGGACUCUGCUUUCUCUUGGGUGGUGGCUUUGCUUUGGCCGAGGCCUGUAAAGUGAGCGGAGUGACCAAAUAUAUUGCCAAGGCCAUGUCGGGUAUCCAGGUAUUGCCGAGUCGACUGGUGCUGCUGUUGAUACUGAUGUUCACCUUGUUCUGCUCCGCCUUCACUUCGAACGUGGUGGUGGCCAACAUUGUCUUACCAAUUUACUGUGAAUUGGCGUUUCACCUGGAAGAACAUCCUCUGCUGGUCACUCUGCCCCCAACCCUGAUCACAAGUUUGGUAUUUCUGUUGCCAGUGAGCACUCCACCAAAUGCCAUCAUUUGUGGCUACGGUAACAUCAAGACCAAAUAUUUGAUAAAAGCUGGCUUAUUGCCCACAUUCUGGGGACUCUUUUGGGUCUAUCUGAAUAGCGUCACUUGGGGAAUGGUUGUCUUUCCCGAAAUGUCUUCCUUCCCAGACUGGGCCAAGGAAUACAAAAACAAGACCAAAGCUGGUAUUCUGUUAGAUAACAUUCCGGUCUUUAAUUAAAUCCUUUAGAUCGUACUCUCUAAAUUAUUACGUUGAUCAAAUAAAAUUCUAUAGAAUCAGGAUUUUUUAGAGGAGAUGCUAUUUUGCACCUUACUCUUGAAAUAAAAGUAUAAAUAAUAAAACAGAAGCAACCGCUUAAGGCACUUAU
Messenger RNA from Drosophila persimilis, 1941 nucleotides. Its product is annotated as protein I'm not dead yet 2. Gene Ontology annotation, cellular component: membrane. Gene Ontology annotation, molecular function: succinate transmembrane transporter activity; citrate transmembrane transporter activity. Gene Ontology annotation, biological process: monoatomic anion transmembrane transport; citrate transport. NCBI's taxonomy places the organism in Eukaryota, Metazoa, Arthropoda, Insecta, Diptera, Drosophilidae. The transcript has 12 exons. The record is from RefSeq and is a predicted model, not a curated record. Bases 51 to 1793 code for a protein of 580 amino acids.